Messenger RNA from Scylla paramamosain (green mud crab), 1569 nucleotides. RefSeq lists its product as uncharacterized. The record is from RefSeq and is a predicted model, not a curated record. The transcript has 4 exons. The coding region runs from base 1 to 1569 and encodes 522 amino acids. Lineage: Eukaryota; Metazoa; Arthropoda; Malacostraca; Decapoda; Portunidae.
AUGCUUCAGACACAGGAUGUUGGUGGUGUCCACUCACACAGGUCUCUUAAACAGGAUAAGAGAGAAUAUAAAGAGAAAGUAAGGCAGACUAAAAGGGAGGUAGCCAGAGCAAAGAGACUGGUGUGGGAAAAUUGGUAUGUAGGACAGAAUAGUAGUGAGAAGGAAAAAGAUAUGUUCAAAAAUCCAAAACAAAUGAAGAAAGAGAAGAAAGAUGUAACUGGAGCAAAAUAUAUAAAGGAUGAAAGAGAAAUUAUCAAGAUAAAGGAGGAAGAAAUACUUGAGAGGUGGAGGUGCUACUUUGAAAACCAGUUAAACGAGGAAAAUGAACACAACCUGGAAGAGGUGGAUAUGGUGGAAGUUCUGAUAGAAGAAAUCUCGGAGGAAGAACUGAACAGAGCAUUGAAAGGAAUGAAAAGUGGAAAAGCGCUGGAUCCAACAGGAAUCAUCAGUGACUUAAUGAAGAAAGCAGGUGUUAUAAGAGAAUUAACAAGGGUGUUUAGAGGCAUAAUUGACAAGGGAGACAUUUCUGAAGACUGGAAAAAUAGUAUAACAGUGUCAAUCUAUAAAGGAAAAGGAGAUGACUUGGAGUACGGAAAAUAUAGAGGAAUUAGACUAUUAGAACAUGGAAUUAAACUGUUUGAAAAGGUAAUGGAGGAUAGGGUAGGGAAACUGGUAAAAGUGGAUGAUCAACAGUUUGGGUUUUGCCCAGGAAGAUCAACAACAGAUGCAAUUUUUAUAAUGAGGCAAAUACAGGAGAAGUUCAGUGAAAGGAAGAAGCUAUUCCACGUCUUUGUUGAUCUAGAGAAGGCAUUUGACAGAGUGCCAAGGAGAGCAAUUGGGUGGGCACUAACGAGACAAAAAAGGCUUGUGACUGCAGUCAUGUCUCUGUAUGUGGAAUCAAGAUCAAGGAUGAAAACAUUGGCAAGAACAUCAAGGGACUUUGACAUAAGAGUGGGAGUACACCAGGGAUCAGCUCUUAGUCCACUACUCUUUAUCACAGUAAUGGAGGAGGAUACUAAACUGGCAAGAGGAGAUGGCCCGUGUCUGAGGAAUCUCAGGGGGGCACAGAACUUUGUAUGUCCAAGAUGUGUGCGGGAUGAGGAGGGUGGUGGUGGCGGUGGUGAUGACGAGGAUGUCGGGUUGGAGGUGAAUGGAGGUGUGUUGGACUGCUACUUGGGAGAUAUGUUGGACUGUGAAGUGGGUGUAGAGAGAGCAGUAAGGGCAAGAGUAGCAGUUGCAUGGGGAAGAUGGAUGCUGAGAUACAUGGCAGGAGUGAGGUUGCAAGACAGGAGGUCUAGCAGUGAGGUGGCGGAGAUGUGUGGAGUUGAAGACCUUUCUGUUGAACUGAGGACGAGAAGACUGAGAUGGUUCGGACACGUGAGAGGGGUGGAGGGAGGGGCGUUGAGUGAGGUAGAGAUGAGGGUUGGAGGCCGUUGGCCAGUGGGAAGGCCAAAGAAAAAGUGGAGGAAGUGUGUGACAGAGGAUAUGAAUUUGUUGGGAAUAGAAGAACAUAUGGAACAAGAUCGCCAGUUGUGGAAAGCAGUCAUUGCCCAUCCAACCCCACCCUAA